UAACUCACUUGCCCGGCAAGCGGAGAGAGAUUACAGCAGCAACAACAGUAGGCUUUUGCCUUCGCCUCCAGUCGCGGAGGGCUUAAAGCAAAGCAAAUAUUUAACGUUGGGAAUCACACACAUAAAUAUGGGCAAAACCAUACUGGACGGGGAUAAGUUGUCGCAGGCUGCCGUACGGGGAGACUGGCAAGAGGUGAAGCGUCUGCUGACCGAUGAAAAGGUGAACGCCAACGCGGUGAAUAAAUUCGGACAAACCGCACUGCAGGUGAUGAUGCUGGGCAGUACAAUGGUUGCAGAGGAACUGUUGAAGAACGGGGCACAGCCAAAUGUCCAGGAUAGAUGGGGCUUUACUCCGGCACACGAUGUGGCCCGGAGUGGUUUCUUGGAUACCAUGAAGGUCCUGAUAAAAUACAAGGCAAACGUGAACAUCAAGGAUGCUGCAUGGUGCCUGCCAAUACACAUGGCUGCCCAAGAGGGCUACUUGGACCUUGUCCAAUACCUGACUCCAAGAUCAAGCAUUUUGCAGAAGAACAUCAGUGGGCAAACACCACUGGAUCUAGCAAGGGCCUCCAAUAGAACUGAAGUAGUUGCCUGGUUAGAGCAACAGUUGCAAGCUAUGCAGACACAAACUCAACACUGAUUCAGAGCCUAUUAAGAAAUGCUGACGUUGCUUAUACCUUACCUCUCUCACUGUGUGGUCUUGACUAUGCUGUGAAUCCUUCCUUUCCACCAUAUUGGACUCCUACUUUGCACUGCUAAUUGUGGACCCAUUGUAUAUGUUCCUUGGUUAUUGUUGUUAAUUUGAAUCACCUCCCUUCUCCUCCCCCCUCCCCCCACAAAUAAGAUUUUGAGCCAUUGUGGCAACUCCUCCAGAAACAUGUGCUGGCCAUCUUGCAAAAAAGGUUGGCAAAAAAUACCUUCAAGAUAAUGCCACUCAUUUACUGUUUACAUCUCCCAACCAUUGAACAUUUUAAAAAGAGGUGCGUGGAAUCAGACAGUAUCAAUUGAGUCACGUGUUGUGCAUACUUUGCCUCAAAAGCCCAAAGCAUUGUACAGUGUGCUGUACAAGAAAGCUCCAAGACACGCACAUCAAUGCAGUUCUAGAAACUACUGCAUUUUGUGAGGAAGUCUAAGGGAUCAUCCUUUUAACAGAAGAGCUGUAGCUAGGACACUCAGGAGCUGUCAACUGAAUGCGAAGGUCUGCACUGAUCGUCUCCAAAGCAGAACGGAGGCUGAUCUUCUGCCUAGGAGCAGCAUCUACACAAAAGCACAGGAGCAUAGAAAACAGCAUCUACAAAUGGGAGAAAAUCUUGUGAACUAUGGAGUUGAAAAUCUGUGUCUUUUUAUUUUAAGUGCUGUGUGUUUACAAUGAUUUUAAAGUACUGUAAAAAAAGCAAAGCAAAAUGAGUUGUAUGUACACAUCAAAGUGGCUUUGUAUUUUCUCUCUACUUUUACAAGGAAACAGACAGCAGCUAAUGUAGCAGUGAAUUUGAAUCAUUGGUGCUUUAAUAAUUAUGUAUAUAUGUAAGGAAUGCAUUAUCAAGCUUAUUUAUAUUUGAAAAUUAAUUAUCCUUUAUCCUGAAAGCAUGACUUUAAAGUGAUUUUUUUUUUACAAAAUGGGAACACACAAUUUUUUUUAAAAUGUGAAAUACUUUAAGUUCUCAAUUUGAAUGUUCAAUUGUAAGACCACUGGUUUGCAGUUCUUGUGGGAUAAGCAAACACAACUGUAGACCAAAGUGUACAGAACACAAAUUCCUGAAUCCCAGUGAAUGAAAUUGAAUUUUACCACAAAGGCAGCAUAAAGAGGCAACCCUGUUUGUGUUAAACAGGUGCUGAUGGUAAUGCCCUACCCAACAAUACACUGCCAUAAUGACAUUGUUAUAGUAAAUGUUCUAUUGAGUGAGCAACAGUCCUAUGAGAGGCCUUUUGUUUCUCAGCAGCUGUGAGUUGGUUAUAGACUACUCUGUGCAUUAGAGGAUUGAACAAGAUUUUUAAACAUUGAGUCGGUACAUUGUGUUAGUGUCACUUAGGUGUGGUUGCUGAAUGCAAAUAAAUGGAUAAAAUAGUUCAGCCAGUGAAUGCUUUGGUGAAAGUUUGGCAUUUCAACUUCUUUUUGCUUUGAAAACUGACGAGCAGUCACAUAUCUACUACUACUGAUUUCCACCUUUGCAGUACCACCCAAUUCUGUCCCUCCCAGAUCUUGCGUUACUGAAAUCCUUCCUCAUACCUUAUUCCCUCUACAGUUGAUUAUUCUAGUACAGUUCUAAUUAGCUUUUGCUGCCCAUUUCACUCAAACAAGGUCCAGUCCAGUCAUCAAACUAUGCUUUCACAAUGGUUCCUGGAAAAGCAACACUUUGAUAUUAAAAUGCUCAUCCGAACUUUCAAAUCCCUUCAUGACCAUGUCCCUUUCUAAGUUCUGACAGCCCGAAGUUGCUCUGUCAUUUGCACUGUCCCAAUUCUAGCUUUUUCAGCAUUCCUGAUUUUAAUUGUUCUGCCAACGGUAAUCUGCAUUCAGUUGGAAUUCAUAAACCACUCUAUUUCGCUUUCUUCCUUUAAAAUACUCCUUGCUCUUUCAGCAAGCUUUUGGCCAUCUUCUCUAAUAUCGUUUUUUUUAUGGCUCAACAUCAAAUUUUGUUUCAUAAUGCUCCUAUGAAGCACUUUGGGACAUUUAUGUUCCUUUUACACAAUGCAAAAUUGUAAUUAAGUUUCCUUCAAGAACGAUUAAAUUAAGUGAUAACAAAAAUUGCUGGAAAUACUCAGAUGAUCAGGCAGUGCCUGUGAGGAGAAAAACAGAGUUAAUAUUUUAAGUUGAUGAUCUUUUGUUUGAAGUAGUGCUACAGAUAUAGGAUUUUGUAGCUUAUGAAGCUUUACCUAAAUGGUAGAAAUGUGUCUUUUGCACAGACUCUAACAUGAUGCAUGGGAAGUACAAAAGUUGAUUUAACAGAUUUUUCUUUAAAAAAAAAGUUACUUCUCUUUUCAGCUCCUGCACACAGGAUGACUUGCCAACCAGCAACUUCUUGCUGGUUGAACAUGCUGCCUUUAGUAGGAUUUUGGUAUUACAGGAAUGAUAUAGACCUAGAACCAUUUGUUUUUAGUUUUUAAGUCCAGGUCACUCAGAAUCAUUACAGCACAGCAGCAGACUACUCAAACCCGUCAUGUGAUCUCAGCCAAGUUCGGUGGUAAGGCAGUCAUUACAAAUUGACUCACUGUCCCUUGGUUGGAGACAGAAGUUAAAUGGGUCCGGUAUAGGUCCCUCAGAAAUGAGGCACGUUAUGGAAUAACAAAAAAAAAUGUAUAUUUAUUCUUGCUUUCAGUCCCAAAUAUUUAAUUUCAAUUUGAGAUUUUUCCUUUUCUAACAGUGAUGCAAUAAUAGAGAGACCAGAUAAGAGGAGACUGCAAAUUCUGGUCCAUUUCUCUUUUGCUGAUCCCAUUCUUGAUUGUCCUUUGCCCUUUCCAAACUUAUCUCACCAUGAGAACCAGAUUGUUCGACCUCAAAUGCCUUCUCACUUGCUCACCUGAAUCUUCAGCGUAUUGUACCUUCUCCUUUCAGUCCACUAUCAGCAGGGCAGGCUAGAAAUCACCCUGACCUUGUCCUUCAGACCUCUGUGUCUUCACACUUCUCUUUCUCUUAAGCUUUCCUCAACGUCUGUCUUCAAACUAGCCUAACUCUACCCAUCCUAAUCUUUCCCUUUCUGUCUCAACAGACAUUUACAUUUGUGCCCAUUUUGUGAUGCGCAUUGAAUUGUUUUUACAUUGAAGUGCCACUUAGAUGCAUGUUAUUGUUGAGAGAGUUUGCUGUUUUAAACUGUUUGGGGUUUGCAGAAAAAAAAAGGCCAUUACAUCAAGAAUGGUCACUGGGGCUUGGUACUGGCUGACAAAUUUGGAAGUCUCUCCCAGUUGGAUUCAGGGCCUCGGGGAAAGUGGAAGUGAGUUGAGGACAAAACACAACUUUGGGAAGGGGGGGGGGAGGGGAAUGUUUGAAGACUUUAUAGGUUGCUAUAUUGUAAAUUGGUUCAUGUUGCACAUAAUUAUAUUUAUAAUGUUGAAUUUGUUUGG
Messenger RNA from Hemiscyllium ocellatum (epaulette shark), 4056 nucleotides. Its product is annotated as cyclin-dependent kinase 4 inhibitor D-like. The transcript has 2 exons. Gene Ontology annotation, biological process: regulation of cyclin-dependent protein serine/threonine kinase activity; negative regulation of cell population proliferation. Gene Ontology annotation, cellular component: nucleus. The coding region runs from base 128 to 640 and encodes 170 amino acids. The record is from RefSeq and is a predicted model, not a curated record. Gene Ontology annotation, molecular function: protein kinase binding; cyclin-dependent protein serine/threonine kinase inhibitor activity. Lineage: Eukaryota; Metazoa; Chordata; Chondrichthyes; Orectolobiformes; Hemiscylliidae.